GUCUUGGUAGCGCGCAGUUGGUGCGCGCUUUUGCAAAUUCCGGUGAAUGGUGGAUUUGGCAAACAUGGAGACCGUGGAGAAGGAAUGCGGGGCCCUCGGGGGUCUAUUCCAGGCGAUUGUCAACGACAUGAAGUGCUCCUAUCCGGUGUGGGAGGACUUCAGCGCCAAGGCCACUAAGCUGCAUUCCCAGCUCCGAACCACUGUUCUGGCUGCCGUGGCCUUCCUGGACGCCUUUCAGAAGGUGGCAGACAUGGCUACCAACACCAGAGGGGCAACCAGAGACAUCGGUUCAGCUCUGACCAGGAUGUGCAUGAGGCACCGCAGCAUUGAGGCCAAACUUCGCCAGUUCACCAAUGCUUUGAUGGAGAGUCUGAUCACUCCUCUCCAGGACAAGAUUGAGGACUGGAAGAAGACAGCCAACCAGCUGGAUAAGGACCAUGCCAAAGAGUACAAGAGGUCACGGCACGAGAUCAAGAAGAAGUCAUCUGACACCAUGAAACUUCAGAAGAAGGCUCGUAAAGGGCGAGGGGACCUGCAGCCUCAGCUGGACAGUGCCAUGCAGGAUGUGACCGACAUGUGCCUGCUGAUGGAGGAGACGGAGAAACAGGCAGUGCGCCGGGCCCUCGUGGAGGAGAGGGGUCGCUUCUGCACCUUCAUCGGCUUCCUUCAGCCCGUUGUGAAUGGAGAAAUCGCCAUGCUGGGAGAGAUCACCCACCUCCAGGCCAUCAUCGAUGACCUCACUGUGCUGACAACCGAUCCUCACAAACUGCCCCCAGCUAGUGAACAGGUGAUUAAGGAUCUGAAGGGGUCAGAUUACAGCUGGUCCUAUCAGACCCCUCCUUCAUCUCCAAGCAGCUCUGGCUCCCGCAAGAGCAGCAUGUGCAGCAGCGUCAACAGUGCCCACAGUAGUGCCUCCCGUUCGUCAGGGGGAGGCGGUAGUGGUGGUAUUGGUGGAAGUGGUGGGGGCUCCCAGCCCCACUCACCCACCUCAUCAUCCUCCUCCUCCUAUCGCUACCGCAGCAGCCUGCCGCACCAGCCUCCUCCACCGGGGGGCAUCGCCGCCCACCGCCUCAGCAGCGUCUCCUCCCACGAUUCGGGCUUUGUGUCCCAGGAUGCAAACAUCUAUUCCAAGCCCCCCUCGCCCAUGCCCUCAGACAUCACUAGCCAGAAGUCAUCCAGCUCAGCGUCGUCAGAGGCCUCAGAAACAUGCCAGUCAGUCAGUGAAUGCAGCUCCCCAACCACUGAUUGGUCCAAAGCAGGUCAGUAUGAGCAGCCGGUCGCUGCAGCGGCAGUUCAGAGGAGGAAGGAACCUCUCGAUAGACUGAGGGAGAACGAGGCGUCGCCAGGCUCCCAGGGAUACGCUGGGCCAUCACACCCUGAUGAUGCGCAGAGAUCCAGGAUGACUCCCGCAACUAUCGCUGCCAAGCAUGGAGAAGAGGUUUCUCCUGCAGCCAGUGACCUGGCCAUGGUGCUGACCAGAGGACUGAGUAUGGAGCAGCAGAAGAGCAGCAGAGACUCCCUGCAGUACUCCAGUGGCUACAGCACAGAGACCACAACCCCGUCCUGCUCUGAGGACACGAUUCCUUCACAAGGUUCAGACUAUGACUGCUACUCAGUGAACGGUGAUGCUGAAGGUCCAGAUGGACAGACAGAGUUCGACAAGUCCUCCACCAUUCCUCGCCACUCUAACAUCGCCCAGAACUACCGACGCAUGAUCCAGACCAAGAGGCCAGCCAGCACAGCCGGACUGCCCAGUGGGGUUCUUGGUCCCGGGGCUCAUGGGGUACCAGGACAACCUGGUGGAGCUGGUGGAGGUGGAGCAGGUACUCCAGGCACUGCCACCAUCCGUCGAACCCCAUCUACCAAACCGGGUGUGAGGCGCACGCUGUCCAACGCGGGGCCCAUCCCUAUCCGACCACCCAUUGUGCCUGUCAAGACACCCACUGUUCCUGGAGACUCACAUUCUCCUGGCGCUGGUGGUGGUGGGUAUGCAGGUGGAGGGCACGUGGGUGGUGGGCCUGUGCGUGUGGGCAGCGAUGAGUGUGUGUUCUUCACUGGGGUCGAGGAUGCACAGGGGGCGCUUGAUUACGUGAAGGCGUCACCUAAGCGCCUCAGCCUUCCUAACACUGCCUGGGGAUCAGGGGCGGCACUAGAGGUCUACGCCCAGCAGCACGGGGGCCUUGCAAUGGGAACGGGCUCAGGGGCUGGGUCAGAGGAGGAUCAGAUGAUCGCGGCCAAUCGGCACAGCCUAGUGGAGAAGAUCGGCGAGUUGGUAGCCAGCGCGCACGCCCUUGGAGAAGGGCAGUUUCCUUUCCCCGCCCUCCCCGAUGACCCGACCUUGCCGCCAACUGGCCCCGGCGACACUCAGACAGGGACAGAGGGGGCAGAAGGGUCCGGUGACAUGUUGACCACCAUCAGGAGAGGAGUCCGCCUUCGCAAGACCGUCUCCAAUGACCGCUCGGCACCACGCAUCUUGUGAUUGCAGGAGAAGCAGGAAGAGGAUGAUAUUUGUCAGCCAGUAGGGAAUCAGGUGUUGGUGUGGUGCAACCCAACCGCCUAGUACAUACACAAAAACUUAACCAUGUAGGGAAAGCUAUAAUAUAACAGAAGAUGAAUAAAAACAAAAGCAUACACAAAAAACAAGUUUAAAGACGUCAUUAGAGUAAAUGAUAUAUAAUAUAAUGAUAAUAAUAACAUUAAUAAUGUUAACCCAUGCUGACAAUUAAAAGUUAAAUAUUGACAGGCUCCUAGCUGGCCACUAUAACUAGUGUGUGUUGGACGCAUGUUUGUCUUCUCUACACCUUCACCCAGGGAUGGAAAGACUCACAUUAAAAAGAGAUACGAUUAAAAAAAAGGCAAAGAAAGAAAGACUGGGUUCUGUUUGCCAACUUACACCCUUCCCCAUCCUCUUCUCCAACUAACCGACUGUCUAAUCCCAGAUGAAAGACUGAGGACUGAAGGAGGGGCCAGUGGGGGCAAGAGAGAGGGGGGUCAGCGUGCCAUGUGAACAGCCGGAUUUGAACCCAGGCUGUCUCAGCAGCAACAUACUGUACUUAUUAGCCCACUGAACUGAAGCUUCGGUAUUAGCACGGGGAGCUAACAAGCCAGAGGCCUCCUCUGGUUCAUCCUCAUGUAAAAGCGUCUUUAAAAAAAAAUACUGUUGGCAUUGAACCGUGCUAGUGCCCCCUUCCCCUCUCUCUCUGUGCGUGUAGUGUGUGCGUGCAUUCAUGUGUGUGCAUGUGGGCAAAUGUGAAACGCGAGCGUGUGUGCACAUGCGGUUGAUUGUGUGUGUGUGUGUGUGUGUGAGGGGGGUGGGUAGAGCUCUGCUGCAGGACAGCUGGUUACCCAAUGAGGGCAGGGCUUUUCUCCUGUGUGUUGUGCGUGUAUUUUCUUGUUUUUAUCGUGACGUCAUUUACCUUGUUACCACUGUACAAGAAGUUACGAGAAGUAAUCCAGGCGUAUAGAUAUAUUCAUAUAUAUUUUCUAGAACCAGAGAGAAAAUGAUAAAUCAGAAAUGGAGCAAUAAAUGUGUUUUAUUUUCUUGUUUCCAAGAAGAGGAUCGAUGGAGGAUUGUAGGUUCUCCUUUGUCACAUUCAGGCAAUCAUCAGGAAUGCUAAAUUACACAUUGACUGUGAAUUCAUUUUGGUGCGUCUCUCUCCCUGUCCCUGUCUCUUUCUGGUGGAGGAAAUGAACAAAAAAAACUAACAAAAAAACAAAACAACUGUAAGCACUUUGAGAGGCGGUAGAGUGUGUGCAGUAGCCACUAGGUGUUGCUGUAGUCAUACUGUAUGAUAGGGAGAGUGAAAGUGAGAGAGACAGUUGCCAAUGAGACUGCGUCCUGAGGAAAUUAUUUAAUUUGUAGAAGAAGAAGAAGACAGAAAGGGACAAAGAGGAAGUGAAGAAGACUGGUGGAAUUGGAGUGAUUGGUCAAAUGAGAGAUGGGAUAGGAAAGUAGAGCAACAUAUUGAUCUAAAAAUGGAUUGGACGUCAGUGCUCUUCGGGGUUCUGCAAGCCAUCGCCUGCUGUGGAUUGUGAACGCCACUGGAGCUUUUUAUGAUGUGGUUGCAAUGGAAUCCGAAGGACUGAACACAUACUGCAAAAAUACACCGCACAGAUAGGUCAGACUACUUUUGAUAUAGGCUGUAAAAGAUUGGUUCGCCUAAAUGACAAAGAAACAUAUUUCUCAUAAGCCAUUCAAGUAGAUAUCUCUCUCUGAGAUUACUGCCUCCACCUCAUAACAAUGGAGGUGAAUGUAAUUCUUUUUGAGGUGCUCACAGCAUUGAAAAAUGACAUUUAAAAAAGUCAACAGCUACACGUCUUACAGACCUACACUUAAUUACUUCUUUCUAUUCCAGCCAUAAGUGAUAACAGCAGCUGAAAAUACAUCAAAGGGUUAUCGAGAGUAGCAACGACACAGUUUCAGAGCACAUUAAUGUUCGAUGUAUUGAUAUGAGCAGGAAAAAUGGAAUUCUGUUCACCUCCAUCAUCUCGGGGUGAAUGCAGAAAUCUGAAAACCUGGGCAAACAAAACCAAAAGUACCCGCACACAUCGAUAUUACAGAGGUAGAGAGCAGGAAAUAUGUUUAUUUGUAAUUUCGGCUCAAUGACGCUCAAACUUACAUCAGAAGUGGACCUGAAAUGUGUUUGCACAUGUACAUGUAUGAUCAUCGGAUCUACAUUUGAGUGGUAUGAAUGUACUCCAGAGUUUUCAAUACUGAAUGCUGUGGGACUGUGUUUCCAUAUUAUGUCCAUAAUAGUAAAUAUUUCAAAGUAAACUUCACUCAUGUCCAAGUGCAAAUACAUAUCAGCACACCAGCUUAUCUGCAAAUAUUCUUACCUAUAAAUGCUGCAUAUUUUUGCAUUAUGAGAAAGCAAAGUUAGGCCUCGAACAUAGCUGAACAAGUUUUUUGCUCCAGAUUCACUCUAGUUGAAACCUUCCUCCUUUACUAUCUAAACUAAAACUAACCCAGUAUGGUUCAGCUCAGUUCAGUGCGAAUAACCCAGUUCAGCUCAGGACACGGCUGUGUGAGAGGAUUAUUUAUGGACAUUAAGGUGUGCGAAAAGGUGAAGCCUGUUUGAUGAGCUCGCGGAUUGCAAAGAAGCAGGUAGGCGGCUGACAGAGAGGAAAACACGUGGAAUGAGCAUUUCACUGCCUGUUCAAACAAUAUUUACUCUGUGCUGUACUUGUAAAUGAGAAUGGGGCACACAGAUUUGGUAUAAAGGUUUGUUAGAAAAUAUCACAUGGAAUAUUCCGUUUUAUUUUUACUUUUCAUUCUGCAGUACUGUUUGAAUAUUUAGUCAUACUUUUAAUUAAUGUAAAAGAAGAAAAAACUCCAGUUGUAACACAAACGACUAAGCUGUGUAACAUAUGGGUGUAGGAUGUGUGGGCCGAGAGUGAGUGUGUCCUUGUCUGGCUGUUGAACUGUAGGCUAGUGAACUCUCCAUCAUCAUGUCUGUACGCUCUUCUAGCAGUGACCUGAACAUGGCCGGCGAGCUCGUACAUGCUCCUUUUAUCGACUUGUUUUCUUUCUGUUUUCCUCUUGAAUAGAGCGGUUUUAAACAUAUCUGUGGCUGUUUAAAACAAAAAUGAAGGUGAUUUCAUUUAAAGAGACAGAGAGGAGAGCGUUUGCCAUUUUUAAACAUCGCCACCUGCCGGCACACUUUUUGUUUUGUUGAACUUUGACACAGUGCUUCGGCAGGGGGAUGCUUUAUUUCAUUUUUUUGUCAGGGGGGAACUGCUGUAUGUGUGUUGUCACAUGUGGAUGCUGUGUGUUCUGUCAGCUGAAUCUGACUGGGUGAGAGGGUGGAAGGGGAGAGCAGCGGGCUUGGACUCCAUCCCCCCUGAAAAGCGGAUUUUGGGCGAGAAAGCGUUCAUCUGAAGAGUUUGUGCAAGGCCGCCCGUCGGGGUCACACUGUACAUGAAUAUACGUACGUCUGGUGAAUGUACUCCAAGAUGACGGGGGACACGGAACUGUACAUUUUUGACUUGCUUGAACGUUUGCAAUGUCGGAACCUUGUUCUCGCACAAAGGAAUGAAGUUUCCAGUUUAAGCGGGAAGAAAGCAAUACAGUGAUAGUGUGCAUGUGCGUACAUUCACAAUGAUGUUCCAGUGUGGGCAUGUUAAAGGAAAAUACCACUGUCGAUCACUCUGCUUGUGUUCCCCAUAUAAAAGCUAUUCCACAACGCAUCGCUCUGAUGGUAUGAUUUGGAGUUUCUAUACGUCCAAGGACACUGCUAGAGCCAACUGCGCUUGUCUGAAUGAGUAUGAACUGUGUGUCCAUUAAUUCUAGUUCAAACUGAACAACUGAUUCACUGCCAGUUAUCUACAGCAAGUUACUGCUUGAUUGAAAGGUUUAUAAUGCCCUGCAGUAUAGACACACCGCUUAAUCCCAAAUGAUGAUGGAUGAGUGCGAGGUGAGCGGCAGAUACAACACUGCUAUUUUCCUUUAAAAUGCCCAGUCAACGGCACAAAAAGUGAUCUAACUAAACAAUAAUAGUCUUUUUUUUUAACAUGCUGAAUUAACUGUGUACUGAACUAACUGUCUGAACAAGCUGAAAUGACGACUCCGCUGCAGAUGUGUCAAUGUGCCCAUGAGUGUAUGUGUAUGUGGGUAGAAGUAGGCCUUCUGGCACACGGGCAAAGCAGGCGCUACGAUGAAAGCAGGACGUUCUGCAGGAACAUACAUAGACACAGAGCCAGAUUUACAUGCGUGCGGGCAUGCGUGCGGGCAUGCGUGCGUACACACAGACACACACAUAUGCACAUCGUUGGAGACACUCAAGUAAGAAUUCCCUUUUCGUCAAGAGGACGAGCUAGCACUGUAAAAAGUAACAUUUUAUUUAACAUUGGUUUCAUAAUCUGGUUGAGCUAAACGGUUGAAAAUAUCUCAUCUAAACUUUCAGUGGCAUUUCUGCAUUAGAAUUUAAUUGGAUGUUAGUUGUCUUGUUGUCAAGCAAGGCCAGCGUGUGAGCUGCACAUCUAGAUCAAUACGAACAUGGUACAUUUCUUUCAUGUUACAGGUAGUUACAGUAUGGAUACUUGAUUAAAAGCUGAAAUAAUGACUUAUUUCAGAAAAUAUUGUGAUUCUGUACACACAGCUAGCAUGCCAGACUAUGGUGCUGUUGAGUAUUAGAUACAGUAUGAACCUAUGACUAAUAUGAGCUUACACAGACUGUCAAGUGUUAAAGGAAUUGUUUGACAUUUUGUACAAUAUACUUAUUGGCGUUCUUGCAGAUUUAGAUCGAUACCACUCUCACGCAUUUACGGUUAGCUUCAUUUAACACUGCAUAAAAAUUGUAAGUACAGGCAUAUACAAGCAUGUUUCAGCCAGCUGCAGCUAGCCUGGCUUUGCCCAGAGUUAAAUUGUCCACCUACCAACAUAAAGUUCUCAGAUUAACAUGCUGUGGUAUAUCUAGUUUGUUUAAAGUGUGAAAAUGACAAGUUGUCCUUUCACGGAGAGCAGUGUGAUGGAUUAUUUCUUGGCCAGGCGCAGUGACUUCCUGAUGUCCCUGCCGGUUGUCUGGCUCCCGGUGACGAGACAAAACAAAAAAACCCAGGAUGAAAAGCCAAUUCUGUCGAGCUAUUCCUUUAACGUGUAAUGAAAACUUAAUGAUUAGCUCGGUGCCUCGUUUUUUGAGAUGUGGGACCACAGCAGGAUUGAGAUGUAAACACUCAACAGCACCAUUGUCUGAAAAGCUUCAAGGUGUAUGAAAACUGCCAAUUAAUCAACUACGGAAUUUGUGUUUCAACACUCACGUCUUUGACCAACUAGUAUGGAGGAAGCAAAGAAAGCUGAAUCGACAUAUUUCUCUGACUCCAGACUUACAUACACCUGUGUAUUGCUCUCUCCUCUUUCCUCUCUGUCAUCUUCUUCCUCCACUCAUCCUCCAUCCACUGAUCAGCGCAGUAUACCCAGGGAUGCCGUCUAGCUGACAAGUUAGAAAUCAACACCUGCCAUGAUGAGAGUCCCGUCGGCUGCACGCAGUCUCUUUGUGCCUCGCAGCCCAUCAAAGCUAAUGAAAACCAAUUCUGAUGAAGUCUUUAUUUUCACCACAGUCCACAGUGAAUAUGAGCUCAUCUCUGUUUCACUCUCUGUCCAUCUCCCCCUCCACCCUCUUCCCUCCCCCCUCUCCAUGAGUGUGUCUGCAUACUGCGUGUCAGUAUGCACGUGUGCUGUGUUUCAGAUGUGGGUGUGUGUGGUAAUGGCUAACGGGUGGUAUCAUUACGGCUCCUGGGUGUGUUGUUCAAAGACGGGCUGGAGGCAUUAGCAGGGGUAAACUUCUCCCCGCUGUACACAGUAACAUGAGGUGGUUUGAAGGCAGGCAGCUGGAGGUCUGAUGCUCCAUCUCAGUGUAGAUUAUAUUUUAAUUAAUUUUGAUCAGGCUUUUUAAGACAUCUUUUUGGCAUCAUCUCACAGGCAGCUUAUAUUGCUUUGAUUCUGUCAAAGAAACCUACAAGAUUGAAGAGCUAGCAGCAACUUGACAUGCAGUGGGCAUGGGAAACCUGCUGGUGUGUAAAGCACAGGGGUGGUAAGACCACCAAAACAUUGCAUCUCAAUCAAUAGAGAGUAUUGGUACUCCCAUUAAAUUGAGCUAAACUGGCUAAAGUGAAAAUCCACCCAAAGGGAGACGAAGCAGCUGUUGUUGAACAGCUGCCACUGUGGCCACAAGUGACAAUUACAGCCUCAUGGUAAAAGAUUUAAUGUUGACAUUGGCACAAUUGAAAAGUCAAGAAAAUGACUACAAGGCUGUUGCCUGAAUCCCUGAGCAAGAGUUCAAUAAACCAAUGUUCAGUGUUUUAUCAGCCAUGAAUUUAACUUUCCAUUUGUAAUAGAAAAAAAAAGUUCUUCAAAACUUACAUAGCCUCAAGUAGACGUUAAAAACAAUAAUAGAUAUAAUAUCGUCAGAGUCUGGAAAUGUCAAAUUAUACAUUUCCAACUCACUUUUCACAAUUGCAGAAAGGGCCUUAAGGCUCCAAAGAACUUCUGCUUUUGAUUCCACUGCUCUCUGCUGGCUUUGGGUCUCAGUCUCAGUACUACAUGCUGGCAGUGCUCAGGUGUUGAUAAUAAUCCAUAACUUGCGUAUGUGCCAUAACAUUCCUUGCAAGCCAAUAAAGACUCACAUUACUGCGUCAAGAAAUCAGCUAUACUCUCCAACCACUGUUUGAAAUUUGCCUUCUGUAGACUUCUACAGUAACGGCACGGACAUGAAGGAAGGUUUGAGCCGCCGCAGUCGACAUUUUUGUCAUUUUGCUGCAGCAAAAUGUGACGUAAUGGAAUUGAAUGUAAGGUAAAACAGAAGCUCAGGCUGCCCCUUGCUGGUUGAUGACCAUAAAACUUGUCCAACUUCUAACUUCCCUCAGCCAGCAAACUUGUUGACCGUCCGCACCUCAGCUGAGUUUCCGUGGUUACUCAGAUUUCUAAGAAAUUGGCAGACUUCCACUGUGAGCAUUUGCUCGCAGCAUGAACACAGCAUUAGAGAUCUAUGUGGAAAUUGCGUGCACGACAGCCUUAUUUGUAUUUGGAAUGCAUCCUCUAGUUCAUUUGAAAUGUCGCUGUAUGUCCUAACUUAGAUUUAUAAAAUUGAAUUAAAUGACACAACUUUAAAAUUAAAUUUCAAGAAAUUGAAAAGGACGUGCUGAAGUUCUCCGUCUGCUUGAUUCAGAUAAGAAGGACGCUGUGCUGGCUAUUGAAGGACAGACUGUGUUUUUCUGAUUUCUGAUCAGACCAAAAGAAGCAUUGUGAAUUCGCUAUAUGUACAACCCACUCCUUUAGCCAUCUGCCCGGGUUAUAUCGAAUAUGUACUUUAUGUAUGUGUGCACGUGUGUGUUGAACAAGGACAUGUGGUUAAGACCCCUACUGUUCCUGCCUCCUACCUCCCACUCACAGUCUGUCAAUCCUUCCUGCUGUCUAAUGCUGGAGAAACCCACAACACAUUCACACACACUUACACACUCGUCUGAAGCAAACAUGACUAAGGUAGAUCCUCCGAAGCUACACCAUGGUCCACUGAAGUCCUCCAGAGGAUCAUGAUGAAACACGUCGCAACUUCCUGUCAUACAGCCAUGCAGAACAGAGUGGCCGAAGUGGCCUCCUGGUGCCACUGUAACUAAACUGAAUGUCUUACUGUCAGUCCUCCCGUUCUCGGUAGUGUCUCUGGCUCGCUCGCUCUCUUUCUCUUCUUCGUCCUCUACAGAUGAACUCUGCAAUGAAAUCUCUCCACAGCUCACCAUCGAGGCGUUGCUAUCACAUCUAUGGGGAAAUCUUGUGACAGAUCAUUGUGACUGUCAACAUCUGCUUCAUCUUUCUGUACAAACCGAUCUUUUACCCCCCUCUUCCCUCCCGAGUAGCCCUGCAGGCAUUGUGGUCUUGUCUUCUUUCUGUCCCCUCUUCUGCUCUCCUUCUUUAAUUUAUUGUGAACUGAUUUCUAAGGUUGUUUCGCCUCUGUCGCUGAAGAUAAGGUUUUCUUUUCUGUCUUCCUUUUUGUAAAAUUGACCCUUUUUUUUGUUCAUUUUAGUCACUGCUAAUGUAACAAAACGCACUGUGAU
Chelmon rostratus (copperband butterflyfish) is the source of this 10545-nucleotide messenger RNA. RefSeq names its product MTSS I-BAR domain containing 2b (gene mtss2b). The record is from RefSeq and is a predicted model, not a curated record. Lineage: Eukaryota; Metazoa; Chordata; Actinopteri; Chaetodontiformes; Chaetodontidae. Gene Ontology annotation, cellular component: cytoplasmic side of plasma membrane; actin cytoskeleton. The transcript has 14 exons. Gene Ontology annotation, molecular function: actin binding; phospholipid binding. The coding region runs from base 47 to 2479 and encodes 810 amino acids. Gene Ontology annotation, biological process: plasma membrane organization; cell projection assembly.